AUGGGGGAUGGUAAUAGUAGGAAGUAUGGUCUCUUACAGGAUCUAUUAUUGAUCGUUGUGUCUAACGAUGCGGAGAAAGAGCAGCAUGAAGAAGCAAGAUUAAAAGCCGCGGCAAACCUUCGAAGAUUAAAUAGGAGGGGUAGUGAUGAUGAAUCGGACUCAGAAGAAACAGUUUCGGGGAAGAAAAAGUCGCGCCGUCCCCGCAAAGAGGAUUUAAUCCUCGAUCAAUAUGAAAAUCAAAUUGCAAUGGAAGUUGUAGCCCCGGAAGAUAUACCCGUUGGUUUCGACGAUAUUGGCGGCUUGGACGACAUAAUCGAAGAAUUAAAGGAAUCCGUCAUUUACCCUCUCACUAUGCCUCAUUUAUAUUCGCAUUCGUCCCCUCUUUUAUCUGCACCUUCCGGUGUAUUACUAUAUGGUCCUCCAGGAUGCGGCAAAACUAUGUUGGCAAAGGCUUUGGCGCAUGAAAGUGGAGCUUGCUUUAUCAAUCUGCAUAUCUCGACGUUGACAGAGAAGUGGUAUGGUGAUUCAAAUAAACUUGUUCGCGCAGUGUUUUCUUUAGCCCGGAAAUUGCAACCCAGUAUUGUGUUUAUCGAUGAGAUAGAUGCAGUUUUGGGACAAAGACGGAGUGGUGAACAUGAAGCCAGUGGUAUGGUGAAAGCAGAGUUUAUGACGCUUUGGGACGGACUUACUUCAUCGAAUAAGAGUGGAUUGCCAGAUCGGAUUAUGAUCUUGGGUGCUACAAAUCGAAUGCAAGAUAUCGACGAGGCAAUUCUGCGAAGAAUGCCUAAGAAAUUCCCUGUCUCAUUACCAUCGAAUUUGCAAAGAAGACGGAUUUUGGAUUUGAUAUUAAAAAACACCAAGACUGAUCCAAACGACUUCGACAUCGAUUAUCUUACAAGAGUCAUGGCUGGUAUGUCAGGAAGUGAUAUCAAGGAGGCGUGCAGAGAUGCCGCUAUGGUUCCAGUUCGAGAGUUUAUCAGAGAGCAAAGGGAAAGUGGUGUGUCUAUGACUAGUGUUGAUUCAACGCACGUUCGAGGAGUUAGGACGGAGGAUUUCUUCGGUAGAAAAGGGGGUGGGCAAAUUAUUAAGGAUAAUCAUGCACGACACAUAGCAGCAGCCAGUACUUCUACGAAAAGAGGUACAAAUUCUUGUGAUGGAUACGAAGAUGUCGAAGAGAGUAUUACUGAAUCAAUGGAUUAA
Messenger RNA from Sclerotinia sclerotiorum 1980 UF-70, 1200 nucleotides. RefSeq lists its product as hypothetical. The coding region runs from base 1 to 1200 and encodes 399 amino acids. The record is from RefSeq and is a predicted model, not a curated record. NCBI's taxonomy places the organism in Eukaryota, Fungi, Ascomycota, Leotiomycetes, Helotiales, Sclerotiniaceae. Gene Ontology annotation, molecular function: ATP hydrolysis activity; ATP binding. The transcript has 4 exons. Gene Ontology annotation, cellular component: mitochondrial outer membrane.